This is a messenger RNA of Saccostrea echinata, 2217 nucleotides long. RefSeq names its product receptor-transporting protein 3-like. Bases 371 to 1117 code for a protein of 248 amino acids. Gene Ontology annotation, biological process: protein insertion into membrane; protein targeting to membrane. Gene Ontology annotation, molecular function: olfactory receptor binding. The record is from RefSeq and is a predicted model, not a curated record. Lineage: Eukaryota; Metazoa; Mollusca; Bivalvia; Ostreida; Ostreidae. The transcript is spliced from 4 exons.
GUAACAGGACUGAAUGCAUAUAAUACUUGACAAUCGCUAAAGCACAGCAUAUACGGACUCCAAUAUUUCAAUUUUUAUUUUUUUUUACUUCAGAAAAGAAAAAUUAAUGUGACGAUCAAUGCAUCGGAAGAUUACAGAGAGAACCGAAUCUGUCUGAGUAGCUGGCUGUCGCCUGGAGGACUAUCACAGUGGUACAUAACGUUAUCUGGUCACUCUGUGUCCGGGGGUCAUCCAUACACAGUUCCAUCUAAUUCAAUCGACAAGUGAUUCAGUAGAGGACAGAGUUUGAAUGAGAGGGAUUUCGGUGUCUAUUUAUCUCAGUCUCAGUUCCAUCUAAACAUUUCCGCUGGAUUCUCUUAUAUCCCCCACCAUGCUGUAUCUGACACAGCCUACUGUGAACCCGGGUCUUGGCAGCACGGGGGUCAGCCCUGUGGUAAGCCCAGGGGUUAGUCCUGUGAGCACUAUUGCACCAAUGACUCUCAACCCGUGUACUACCUCGCUGGCCCUAGCCCCUGCAGGAGGAACCUCGACUGUCACUCUCCCCACCAUGCCCCAGGGAGCAACGAUGGCUCCUGGGUCAAUUAUGCACCUCAUAAAUUAUGGAGACAAGGAUUUAGGUCUCCUCCUUUCACAGAGGAUGGAAUUGGUAUGGCACGGGGAAUUCGACAGACUUUUCGGACAGUAUUACCCUCAUGUCUGGCAACUUGUACCCACAUUUUGUCCACCAAACGACCGAUGGAGAACCUUUAAAGACAGUGCCAAAGUCCGAUUCUCGUGUCAGGAAUGUGGUCAUGGGUGGACGUCAAUGAAAGGACGUGUCAUCUUUUGGUUCCAGUUGAACUAUGCCAACAACAUGGGCUAUGUUAUGUUUAAGUUGUAUGGACAACAGUGUCAGAGAUGUAAAAAUGGCAAAUAUGAGCACGCCAUGUGGUACCCAGAAGAGGUUAUUAAGGUUCUUGGAAACGUGUACAACAGAGUAGGGCAGAUUUAUUAUGGAUUUGUGCGGCCACCACUUCGUAUUGAUCGCCGUGCCGGAAAACCACGAAAUCAACACAACUCCGAACUAUGCCAAGCUUGUAAAGAGGGCCUAUGUCGAGAAGAAUGGACAUUCUCGUGACCUGUAUUAACCAAUUAGUAUGACGCUUAUUUUCAACACAAUGUCCCUGCCUUGGCAGGACAACUAGGAACGAAUUAUUUGUGAAUUCGUUAGCUAAUAUAUUUUCCAUUAUGAAUAAUUGUUUUCUGUGUUGAAAUCUCAACAUGUUUGGCGCCAUAGGCGAUGUGAAUCCAUGCAUUGUGUUUGUUAUUGCAAUCAUUUUACUUUUUAUGUAUAGUAAAUAUGUAAGAAUAAUUUUUUGAAACAUGAUCUAUAUAUAUUGUCUCAAUGUAUUGAUGAAACAUCAGACCAAUAGAAAAUAUAGCACAUUUUGGCGUGUAUUGACCAAAAACUGUCAAUUUAUUGUUUCCAUUUGUUUAUUAAAUUAAGGCCUGUUCUUAUAUUUGAAUAUUUUUAGAAAUAUAGAAUUUAAAUUUAUUUGUCACAAUGAUUUGCAAAUAAAUGCAAAGAUCCUGUUCUUGAAAGUGCUAUUAUUGAUGUGAAAUAUCAUUAAAAUCAUGUAGUUAUUUGACGAAUGAGCUGAUUUGCUAUAUUUAUGUGUUCCUGAUAUAUAUAUUUUUUCAAUAUACAUUUAUAAAUCUGAGUAUAUGUGACUUUUUAUCUUUUUAACUAAAUGUCUUUUUCAAAUUUGUUUCUGCAUAGCAGCUUUCUGUUUGUCUUUCUUUUCGUCUUGGUGAAAGUUUUUUCUUUAUUUUUCAAUCUUGAUUGAAACGCAAUUAUCACUCGAUAAAAAAUGAUAAAUUAAAUUGCUUUCCGUAGAUAAAUAGUCUUAUCAUUUUCAUUUUAGGUAAUAGGUUUCCUCAUUUUCACGAUAAUUUUACUGGUUUUAUCAUGCUCACAUUCAUUCUGCACAUAUCAUGUUUUCUUUGUCUCAGUGCAUUUUUUGUACUUUGCAUAACCAUUUGUAAUUAAGGGCCAAAUUAUAAAAGUCGACGUCCCAUCGGAGAUAGUGCUUUCUCCUAACUUACCACGUGAUAUGACCAUAACGUGAUGAUGCCUUAGUAGUAUUUAUUCAUUCGUCUUCCACAAUUUCUGUCAAAUCUGUCAUAAUAUACACUGUAUUUUUAUUUAAAAUAUUUUGAAUAAAAUUUUAAACUUUU